This is a messenger RNA of Wyeomyia smithii (pitcher-plant mosquito), 652 nucleotides long. Its product is annotated as peritrophin-44-like. Gene Ontology annotation, cellular component: extracellular region. Lineage: Eukaryota; Metazoa; Arthropoda; Insecta; Diptera; Culicidae. The transcript has a single exon. The coding region runs from base 39 to 491 and encodes 150 amino acids. The record is from RefSeq and is a predicted model, not a curated record. Gene Ontology annotation, molecular function: chitin binding.
AACGUUCCCAUCAAAAGUGCUGCUCCAAUCAACUCGAGAUGUCCGUCGUAAAAAGCUGCUUGCUCGCGUCAUUUGUCAUCGCCGUCGUUGCCGGUUUCCCCCGGGGCGCAUCGAGCAACUAUAACAACCUGUGCCAUAACGUCGUCUCCGGAAUACGGGAGCAUCCAGUCAAUUGUGAUCGAUACAUCGAGUGCACUAAAUUCGAAGCCAGCGAAAUCACUUGCCCCGAGGGCCAAAUUUUCUCCGCAGAUCUGAUUGGCUGUGUCGAUGGCGACAGCGCUACGUGCCUGAUGAAACCCGCUUGCGGCGAAGGAUACUACGGAAGAAUGGCGUGUCCUGGCUACUGCGCCAAGUAUUACAUCUGUACCAACGGGGAUGUUCGGCUCGAGUCCUGCUUGGAAGGUUAUAUUUACUACGAACCAUUUGAAGUGUGCCUGCCAGGGUACGAGGACCAUGGCGAGUGCAAGCUGUAUAGUGUUAAUGAGGUUUAAAUUUUUGAGUUAAAGUAAAUAAAAGUAUGUGUUUAUGUUAAGAGUGUUAAGAGGUACAGUGUUAAAAUCGGAAUAUAUAUAGUUUGCUUGUCUUUCAGUCACGCGCCCGACAAACGAAAAUUACUCAAAUUGCCUUUUUUCCAAGCAAACUCUGAAUCUGA